CUAGCGAGCCUGCCCCCUGCGGGGCCCAGGACAGGCGAGGCCCGGCCUUCCAAGGUCGGGAAGGGCGCAGCCCCGCAGCCCCCGAGGGCUGGCGAGCUGUCGUGGGGUCAGGUCCCGACUGGGCGAGGCGGGCACAGCGGCGAGGGCGGAGUGGCCGUCCCCGCCCGGGGCGGGUGGCAGCGGCCGGGCCCCGCUGGCCAGCGGGCGAGCCCGAGGGCGCCUCCGGACGGUUCCCAUAAACAGGGGCGGGGCGGGGCGGGGCUUGGCCGCAGCCCCGCAUUUCCGGGGACGCCGCGCCGGACGGAGGGUGUUCGCGGGGACCCUCUGCGUCCCCCGGGAGUGCGUCGGGCCGGCCAGGCAGGCGGGGCGAGCCUGGGGCGGUCCGGGAAGAGGAGCCGCGCCGCAGAGGUAGCCCUGCCGUGGGCGGUGGUCGCGCGGGAGCCGUGACCCUCGCAGGGUUCGGCUUCGUGUGGACCGAAUUCUAGACGUCGAUGACCCAGCCGGAUACCUAGAUCAAGCUGUGAGCCCGUGGUGAACGCCAAGACCUAAGGUCUGGCGGGAGGGGCUGCAGCUCGCGAGUCAAGUUGAGCCACCUGAGCCGGAGCCCGGAGGACGCCGUCGCUCCCCGCUGUCGGGAGCUCUGCGAUGGGCCGGGGGAGCCGACCGUCCAUCUCGCGGGGCGCGCUGCCGCCCCGGCCGCCGCCGCUGCUCCUACUGCUCCUGCUCCUGCUGCCGCCGACUCAGGCGCUCGCCCCUCGGAUCAGCCUGCCUCUGGGCUCCAAAGAGCGGCCGUUCCUCAGAUUUGGAGCGGAAAACGUCUCCAACUACACAGCCCUUUUGCUGAGCAGGGAUGGCAAGACUCUGUAUGUGGGUGCCCGAGAGGCCCUCUUUGCUCUGAAUAGCAGCGCCAGCUUCCUGCCUGGCGGGACGUACCAGGAGCUGCUGUGGAGUGCAGAUGCCGAGAGGAAACAGCAGUGCAGCUUCAAGGGCAAGGACCCACAGCGCGACUGUCAGAACUACGUCAAGAUCCUCCUGCCGCUGAACAGCACCCACCUGUUCGCCUGCGGCACAGCGGCCUUCAGCCCCCUGUGCACCUACGUCGUGAGUGCCCCUCCCUGCCCGGGCUCGCUUGUGGCUGGCCUGGGAGCCGCCGCUCUCUCUGCGUCGGGAGCUGUCGCCCAGCCCCGGUGCCUGGUCCAGGGCCGGGCCCAGGGCGAAGAAGUUUUGGGGGAGCAGUGGGUCCUACCACUGGGAAGGGGCCACGAGGGGGUCCAGGCUCCCCACCCUGGCCUGUGCGUAAGCCCGGCCUCUCUCUCCCUCCCCCAGGGGGACGAGGGCGGCGAGCGGGUCCUGCAGCAGCGCUGGACGUCCUUCCUGAAGGCCCAGCUGCUGUGCUCGCGGCCGGACGACGGCUUCCCGUUCAAUGUGCUGCAGGACGUCUUCACGUUGAGCCCCAGCCCGCAGGACUGGCAUGACACCCUGUUCUACGGUGUUUUCACAUCCCAGUGGCACAGGGGGACCACCGAGGGCUCUGCCGUCUGCGUCUUUACCAUGAAGGAUGUGCAGAAUGCCUUCAAUGGCCUCUACAAGGAGGUGAACCGUGAGACACAGCAGUGGUAUACGGUGACCCACGCAGUGCCCACACCCCGGCCUGGAGCGUGCAUCACCAACAGUGCCCGGGAGAGGAGGAUCAGCUCAUCCCUGCAGCUCCCAGACCGCGUGCUGAACUUCCUCAAGGACCACUUCCUGAUGGACGGGCAGGUCCGCAGCCAGCUACUGCUCUUGCAGCCCCGGGCCCGCUACCAGCGAGUGGCCGUCCACCGUGUGCGUGGCCUGCACCGCACCUACGACGUGCUCUUCCUGGGCACUGGUGAUGGCCGGCUGCACAAGGCAGUGGACGUGGGCUCCAGGGUGCACAUCAUUGAGGAGCUCCAGAUCUUCCCACCGGGACAGCCCGUGCAGAGCCUGCUUCUGGACACCGGCAAGGGGCUGCUCUAUGCCGCCUCCUACUCCAGUGUGGUCCAGGUGCCCGUCGCCAACUGCAGCCUCUACCAGAGCUGCGGGGACUGCGUGCUCGCCCGGGACCCCUACUGUGCUUGGAGCCGUUCCAGAUGCAGACACAUCAGCCUCUACCAGCCUGAGACCGCCUCCAGGCCAUGGAUCCAGGACAUUGAGGGGGCUAACACCAUGGAUCUCUGCAAUGCUUCCUCACCCGGGUCUCGGUCUUCUGUACUAACAGGCGAGAAGCAGUGUGAGCAAGUCUACUUCCAGCCCAACACGGUGAACACCUUGGCCUGCCCCCUGCUCUCCAACCUGGCCACCCGGCUCUGGCUGCACAAUGAUCUCCCCGUCAAUGCCUCAGCCUCCUGCCGUGUGUUGCCCACUGGGGACCUGCUGCUGGUGGGCAGCCAGCAGGAACUGGGGGUGUUCCAGUGCUGGUCACUGGAGGAGGGCUUCCGGCAGCUGGUGGCCUGUUACGACCCGAAGGUGGUAGAGGACGUGGUACCAGACCGAGCAGACCGAAGCGGCAGCGUGCCUGUCAUUAUCAGCACGUCUCGGGUGAGCGCACCGGCCGGCAGCAAGGCCAGCUGGGGUGUAGACAAGUCGUACUGGACCGAGUUCCUGGUGAUGUGCGUGCUGUUCGUGUUCGCCGUGGUGCUCCUCAUUUUAUUCUUCCUGUACCGGCACCGGGCUGGCAUGAAAGUCUUCCUGAAGCAGGGGGAGUGUGCCAGUGUGCACCCCAAGACCCGCCCUGUGGUGCUGCCCCCUGAGACCCGGCCGCUGAAUGGCGUAGGCCCCCCUAGCACCCCACUCGACCACCGAGGCUACCAGGCCCUGUCAGAUAGCUCCCCGGCGCCCCGCGUCUUCACCGAGUCAGAGAAGAGGCCGCUCAGCAUCCAGGACAGCUUUGUGGAGGUGUCCCCGGUGUGCCCCCGGCCCCGGGUCCGCCUGGGCUCUGAGAUCCGGGACUCCGUGGUGUGAGCGCACCGGUAGAGGAGUCCACCUUGGCUUCAGAGGCCGUGAGUGCUCAGAGGGGGCCGGCCGGACCUCUGUGUCUCGUGGACCACCACCGUGGCGCCCAGCCCUCGGGGAUGGGGCCCGCUGGCCUGCUGCUCUGCCGCUGAGUAGCGAGGCCCCCUCCAACCGACAGCCAUGACUCGAGAGGGCCUGGCUGCAGGUGGGGGCCUGCCUGGCUGGGCAGAACAGUGCUCCCUGUGUGAAACUGAGCCCUUUGUUUAAAAAAAAAUGAAAAUGUGAAGCGAGAAGAAUGAGACAUCACAGUACUUCAUGCACACCAACAGCCCCGCCGCGGGGCGUGGUGGGCUCGCCGAGUGGUUGUUUGAGACAGAGCUGGCAGUCCCCACCAGCUGGCCUUUUCCACCUUCUGCCUUAUCCCACUGCCACCGGCUGCCCCUUGGCCCCGCAGAAGCAGAGGCCGGCUCGGGCUCCGUGGGUCCUCCCUUGCCGGUUGGCCAGCUUGUUACAGCCAUCAUCCCGUCACCUCAGGGACUGGAGGGCCACACUGCCACCACAGCCCUCACAAGGCGUUGGGCUCACACUCACCUGCUGGACCUUUCCAGCCUGUCGCAUUAAGCCACGUGCGACGGGCAGCGUGAGCUCAGGAGACCGUUUUAGACGAUGGACGCCUUUCUCUCCAAGUCAAGGAAGAGACUGUUGCCUUCCUUCCUCUAUCCCAGCCUACGAACCUGUGUGUCCCUUUUCCCCAUGUCCACCCCGGACUCCUCCCCAGAGCCCAACCCCCGGUUCAGCCCCUCCACCUUGCCUGCUCCCCCUUUAAGGGAGACUGACACUGCCCAGCACAGGAGCCCUGUGUUCAUGUCAAUUUUGUUAUUAUUUUUUUUUAAUAAGAGGCACUUUACUUUUUUUUUUUUUAAUAAAAUCUAAAUA
Molecule: messenger RNA, 3909 nt
Organism: Ailuropoda melanoleuca (giant panda)
Lineage: Eukaryota; Metazoa; Chordata; Mammalia; Carnivora; Ursidae
Gene: SEMA4B
Product: semaphorin 4B
Exons: 13
Coding region: 646-2982 (778 amino acids)
Biological process (GO): neural crest cell migration; negative chemotaxis; semaphorin-plexin signaling pathway
Cellular component (GO): plasma membrane
Molecular function (GO): chemorepellent activity; semaphorin receptor binding
Source: RefSeq, a predicted model, not a curated record